Cyclocybe aegerita is the source of this 606-nucleotide messenger RNA. The record is from the annotation of a GenBank genome assembly. Lineage: Eukaryota; Fungi; Basidiomycota; Agaricomycetes; Agaricales; Hemipholiotaceae.
AUGGACAACAACCUCUUCCAGAGCACCGAUAAGGAGUGCAUCAUGUGCAACAAAUCAAGGCAGUGUCCCGGCUGUCAGGCCAAACUGUACUGCAGCCAGAAGUGCAGAGCAGUCGACGCCCCAGUGCACAUCCUCCUCUGUAGCUCUCGCCAGAACUUCGAAACGCGACCCCACCAGAACGCUCGGCGGGCCAUCAUCUUCGAGCAGGGCUUCCCUAGCGUCAAGUUCGCAUGGAUCGACAUCAAGAUCGAAAGCGAUGAGGAUGACGGCAUCCCCUGGGAGAAAGCCCUGCUGGACGACUACCUCGGGACCGCCAAGUUCAAAAAAACAGCGAUGUACGACCGUAACACCAUUCGCCAACGCAGGACAAAAGAGAUCAUUGGCAUCAAACAUUGGGAUACAUUUCUAGUUGAUGGCUCGCCUGUCAACCAGACCGUCGCUGCAGUUGCACCAGCGACUGGCGGUCCGGUUUGGGCAGGCCCUCUCGUCGCGAUGAAGAUACCAAAAUCGAAUUUCAAUAAUUUUUUGGACUUGGACAUGAGGGACCUACGGGAUCUGGUGGACAUGUUGGCGAUAUAUGGGCAACCGCAGUAUGCAGUUGUAUAA